GCUGUGAUCUGGUUAUUCUGGGGAAGCCAUCGCAUGGACUUUCCGGAAUGGAGUUAGUUACUAAAUUGUCGAGGCCAUCCCUACCGAUCGGAUCUAACAUACCUUAAGUAAUUAUCGUCUUAUACAGGAUAUUAACCAAUCAUAUAUUUCCUAUUUGUCUAUGGUAUCUAUCUAUAUCCUCAAUUCUGGGUGUCGAUAAUGUUGAAGUCUGGGUUUUCAACUUGUUUAGGGUAACUAUAUGAUAUUGCGAAAGAAUAAGAUCAUGACUCAAGUAAGGUAGGCAACUAUCCGGAAUUGUGAGUAUAAAAAAGUAUUUAAGGGGUUUGGUAUCUCUGCUAAGCGUUCCUCAUACUUGGAGAACACAAGACUAUAAGCUACAAGCUGCAAGCUACAUCCAACGAUAACUCCAAAUCUGAGUAUAAUUCAAAGCAGUCAAGUCGUCCAAUAAGUUGAAACCUCAAGUUCAGAAGCAAGCUUCGUCCAAAUCUUUCAAAAUGCCCACUACCAACCUAGAGUACCCCAAGCAGCCUUACAACAAGGUCAACCGAUAUGAUUCUCGAGCUACUUAUGCCCUAGAGACUAUCCACCAGAUCGUGAACUCCUGCCCCAUCCUGCACGUCUCCUUCUCCGUGCCCGACUCCCCCUUCCCCACAAUCCUCCCCAUGAUAGGGCAGAUGGGCUCGUUCGACCGGCCCAGCGCCGACACGGGGGACGUGCUGGAGCUGUAUCUGCACGGGUACGUGUCGUCGCGGCUCGUCAACCUGUCGCGGAAUGCCAGCAGCAACGACGACGGGAAAGAAGGUGAGGAGGUAGGGCUGCCGAUAUGCGUAGCCGCCAGCCUCGUCGACGGCCUGGUCCUCUCGCUCACGCCGAACUCGCACAGCUACAACUACCGCUCGGCGACGCUCUUCGGGCGCGCGACGCUCGUCACCGACCCGGACGAGAAGCUCUACGCGAUGCGGCUGAUCACGAACUCGGUCGUGCGCGCGCGCUACGAGCACACGCGGACGCCGCCCAGCGCCGCCGAGAUGCAGAGCACGGGGGUCCUGCGGGUGCGCGUCGCCGCGGGCAGCGCGAAGCUGCGGACGGGGAUGCCGAGCGACGACAAGGCGGACACGGGCAACGACGCGCUGCUGGGGCGCGUCUGGACGGGCGUCGUGCCUGUCCACUACACGCUGGGCGAGCCGAUCCCCGGCCCGUACAACAGGGUGCAGGAGGUGCCGCCGUAUCUGAGGGAGUACGUGGAUGAGACGAAUAGGUACGCUGAGGAGUGGGCUGUCGAGGAGGCUACGAAGCCGAUGGUGGGGAAGACGAAGCUCGAUCGUGAGGACGACUAAUUGACGAGUGCUUAUUUCCACGUCGCUAUGGUAAAGCGGUGUGUCUAGGUUGAAGCUGCUGGUUAUGAUAUUGGUUUCGUUGUUACUAAAUUACUACUGGCUUUAGGAAACCAUAAGUUAAAUGAUACACCUAAGAUUUGGUGUCUGCGAGUCCCGUCCAUUCACAAAGUUGGAACUUGACAUGGAUAGGUAGGUUUAUAUGUGCGUGGGUUUAAGUGAGACUGCCAUCCGAGUAAGUCGGCAUGCUGGUUUCUAAAGCCGAAACGGGUGGAGCUUCGUUUUCCUGACGACCUUAGUUAGCUGUAUCUAGGAGGACUUGCCCUCUGUAUAAGUCUACAUAAAUCAUUAAGACCUAGAAUUUUCCC
Molecule: messenger RNA, 1702 nt
Organism: Daldinia caldariorum
Lineage: Eukaryota; Fungi; Ascomycota; Sordariomycetes; Xylariales; Hypoxylaceae
Exons: 2
Coding region: 495-1337 (280 amino acids)
Source: RefSeq, a predicted model, not a curated record